This is a messenger RNA of Zingiber officinale, 1214 nucleotides long. Its product is annotated as protein MIZU-KUSSEI 1-like. The record is from RefSeq and is a predicted model, not a curated record. NCBI's taxonomy places the organism in Eukaryota, Viridiplantae, Streptophyta, Magnoliopsida, Zingiberales, Zingiberaceae. Gene Ontology annotation, biological process: hydrotropism. The transcript has a single exon. Bases 185 to 1015 code for a protein of 276 amino acids.
UUUUAAAGACGGUGGACAAAAAGGACCAGAAGGAAGCAGAGAGAUAAUAAAUGUGUCCAUCUCCCAAAAGCAUGCACAUGAACCAAAUCCACAAUCCCUUUCUAGCUACCCUCCUCAUCUCCCUCCCUCCCUCCCUCGCUGCGCUUCAAUUAUUUCUCUGAUUUCUACUUCCACACAGCCACAGAUGCGGACCAUCAUGGUGAGAAGUCCCCACGAGUCUUCCUCCUCCUCCUCCUCCUUCUCCAAGAGGCACUUCGGCCAGUGGAUGAUCGGCAGGGCAUCCGAAGACAAGAAAAAGAAGAAAGAGGAAGGCAAGGUGGCCGCCGAGGAGAUAGUCGCCUUCUCGACUACUUGCGAUGACGACGACGAAGCUGACGUUGCGCCGCCCGUGAAAGCAGGGGCGCGCAAGAAGAGAUCCUCCUCCUCUGCGGUGGCGGCGGUCGCGGUUCGCGUCUCGAGGUUCCGCACGGCGCUGGCCACGGCGGUCGCAGGGAGGAACCGACCGGUGGGGUUCGGGCCCCGCGUGACGGGCACCCUCUUCGGCUGCCGACGCGGCCACGUCCACCUCGCGUUCCAGGCCGACCCGCGCGCGUGCCCUGCGGUGCUCAUCGAGCUGGCGACCCCGACGAGCGCGCUGGUGAGGGAGAUGGCGUCGGGGCUGGUGCGCAUCGCCCUCGAGUGCGACCGCCGGGGCUCCGCGGGCGCCUCCGCUAAGAAGCUGGUGGAGGAGCCUCUGUGGCGCGCCUACUGCAACGGGAGGAAGUGCGGGUACGCGGUGCGGCGCGAGUGCGGGCCGGCGGACUGGCGCGUGCUGCGCGCCGUGGAGCCGGUGUCGACCGGCGCCGGCGUGCUUCCUGCGGGAGGCGGCGGCGGCGGCGACGCAGGGGAGACGAUGUACCUGAGGGCGCGGUUCGAGCGAGUCGUCGGAUCCAGGGACUCCGAAGCCUUCUACAUGAUGAAUCCCGACGUCAACAAUGGCGGACCGGAGCUGAGCAUCUACUUGCUCAGAGUCUGAGACUUUGUCCUUGUCCUGUCCAGUCCAGUACUGCUUCUCCUCCCUAAUCAACUUAAUUAAUUAGCUGGUUCUUUAUCUGGGCCUGCUAAUUAAUUUCUCAUUCGGUUUUCUCCACGAUCGUAAUCUCCCCUUAAUCAUCUUGUACUGCAUAAUUGUAAUUAAUUAAGUUGUUUAACUCGAAGCCACUUCGACUAAGUAA